Molecule: messenger RNA, 888 nt
Organism: Pseudovirgaria hyperparasitica
Lineage: Eukaryota; Fungi; Ascomycota; Dothideomycetes; Acrospermales; Acrospermaceae
Product: GPR1/FUN34/YaaH-class plasma membrane protein
Exons: 4
Coding region: 1-888 (295 amino acids)
Cellular component (GO): plasma membrane
Molecular function (GO): acetate transmembrane transporter activity
Source: RefSeq, a predicted model, not a curated record
AUGUCCGCCGAAGGCAACUACUCUCAAGCCAACACCAAUGGCGAUCCUCUGGAAAAAGAUUUCCACCAACACCUAGGAAGCAAUGAACAAGCUGACAAUGCUCUCCAAAGAAUCAGGACAGCUGGUUCUAUCUCCAUCUCGCCAGAACUCUUUGAGAAAAUCUACCUGUCGCCUCAGAACCGUGUGGCAGGUGAUCUCCGUAAGACAUUCGCCAAUCCAACGCCGCUCUGCCUCAUUGGAUUCUUGCUUGCUCUCUUUCCACUUUCGUUUGCUCUUCUCGGAUGGCGGGGCGCUGGUGGUCUCGGAGCUGCGACCGUCGGCACCUACUGGUUCGCUGGUGGUCUCCUAAUGAUUCUCGGUGCCGUUGGCGAGUUCAUCCUGGGCAAUACAUUUCCAUUCAUCGUAUUCGGCAGCUUUGGCUCCUUCUGGCUCAUCUUUGGUGCUACACUGACCCCAUACUUUAACGCUAUUGGUGCCUUCAACGUCCCAGCAUCUGGGGACUCCCCUGAGGUCUCGGGCAUUGAGAAUCCUGUCUUCAACCACUCGUUCGGCUACUUUACGCUUUCCAUGGGCUUAAUGUGCUUUUUCUACCUCAUCUGUGCGCUGCGCACGAACGUUGUUUUCGUGCUCAUCUUCCUGCUUCUCAUCCCCGCUUUCGGUCUUUUGACCGGCGUCUUCCUCGAGACCCCACAAGGCAACCCAGACAUGAUCCACAAUAUGACAGUAGCUGCGGGCGCACUGGCAUUUGUCGUUUGUCUUCUCGGCUGGUACUUGUUCUUCGGCAUCAUGCUUGCGAGCGUUGAUUUCCCGUUAGCGCUACCUGUCGGUGAUCUCUCAACCAUGAUCAAGCCCCUGAGCUCUAAGCAGAAGGUCAGUGAGGAGGUCUAA